AUAACUGCAUUUUUUUUUACUGGAUAACUGUAGCAGGACUUGCCAGCAGGAGAAUGAAGAGGGUCCUAAUUCUCUUGCUUGCUCUAGCAGGUGUUCAUGCUCUAGAGAGAGGCAAAGAUUAUGAAAAAGAAAAAGUUUGCAAGGAAUUUGCCAAUCUGGGAAAAGAUGGCUUUACAUCUUUAUCAAUAAUCCUAUACAGCAGAAAAUUUCCCAGUGGCACAUUUGAACAAAUCAAGCAUCUGAUAAACGAAGUUGUCUCCUUGACAGAAGCUUGCUGUGCUGAAGGAGCUGACCCUGACUGCUAUGACAAACGUACAUCAGCUUUGUCCGAAAAGUCCUGUGAAAGUGAUUCUCCAUUUCCAGUACACCCAGGAACUUCUGAGUGCUGUGCUAGUCAGGGCCUGGAACGAAAGCUGUGCAUGGCUACACUGAGGCACCCACCACAAGAAUUUCCCACUUAUGUGGAACCAACAAAUGAUGAAAUCUGUGAGGCAUUCAGGAAAGAUCCCAAAGGAUUUGCUGAGCAAUUUAUGUAUGAAUAUUCUAUUAACUAUGGACAAGCUCCUCUGUCACUUUUAGCUAGUUAUGAAAAGAAUUAUCUCUCCAUGGUAGGGUCCUGCUGUACCUCAUUAAACCCAGAUAUAUGCUUUUUGAAAGAGAGAAUGCAGAACAAACACUUAUCACUUCUCACUAUCAUGUCAAAUAGACUUUGUUCACAACAUGUUGCUUAUGGAAGGGAGAAAUCAAGACUCAGCCAUCUCAUAAAACUGGCCCAAAAGGCUCCAACUGCUGAGCUGAAGGAUGUUUUGCCAAUUGCCGAAGACAUUACCACAAUCCUCUCCAAAUGCUGUGAUUCUACAUCUGAGGACUGUUUGGCCAAGGAGUUACCUGAAUACACUGUAAAAUUAUGCAACUAUUUAUCCAACAAGAAUUCUAAGUUUCAAGACUGUUGUCAAGAAAAAACACCUACAGAUGUGUUUGUGUGUGUUUACUUCAUGCCAGCUGCCCAACCACCAGAACUGUCAGAUGUUCAGAUGCCCACAGAGAAAGAUAUUUGUGGUAAAGGAAACACUAAAGCCAUGGACCAGUACACCUUUGAAGUAAGUAGAAAGACUCAGAUUCCAGAAGUAUUUCUCACUAAAAUACUUGCUCCAACCCUGAAAAAUCUUGGUGAAUGUUGCUACUCUGAAGACUCUGCUUCCUGUUUUAAAACAAAGAGUCCUCAACUUAAGAGAGAACUAUCUUCUUUCAUCGAUAAGGGACAAGCAUUAUGUGCAGAUUAUUCAGAAAACACAUUUACUGAGUACAAGAAAAAAUUGUCUGAGAGAUUAAGGGCAAAAUUGCCUGAUGUCACCGAUUCAGAACUUGAAGAAUUGGUUGAUAAACAUUCAGAUUUUGCCAGCAAAUGCUGUUCCAUGAAUUCACCUCCUCUCUACUGUGAUUCAGAGAUUGAUGCUGAGAUGAAAUUAUUCCAGAGUUCUUGAUGCAUGUAUGUUGGCUUAAUCUAAAGUUGGAACCACCCUACGAAUGACAUCUUAUGGCCUAGCCAAAGCCAAACCAGAACUUCUGUAUAGACAACUAGAAUAAUCCCUGCUUUUUUUUCUACUACAAUAUUUUCACACAAUGAUAAGGAUGGUGAUUUGUGAUAGAAAUAAACAAAUACAAUAAAAACCAUAAA
Messenger RNA from Suncus etruscus (white-toothed pygmy shrew), 1678 nucleotides. It is a transcript of the gene GC, whose product is annotated as GC vitamin D binding protein. Gene Ontology annotation, molecular function: vitamin transmembrane transporter activity; vitamin D binding. Gene Ontology annotation, cellular component: blood microparticle; cytoplasm. The record is from RefSeq and is a predicted model, not a curated record. The transcript is spliced from 13 exons. Gene Ontology annotation, biological process: vitamin transport. The coding region runs from base 54 to 1484 and encodes 476 amino acids. NCBI's taxonomy places the organism in Eukaryota, Metazoa, Chordata, Mammalia, Eulipotyphla, Soricidae.